Messenger RNA from Acanthochromis polyacanthus (spiny chromis), 3459 nucleotides. Its product is annotated as inter-alpha-trypsin inhibitor heavy chain H3-like. The transcript has 27 exons. Bases 98 to 2836 code for a protein of 912 amino acids. Lineage: Eukaryota; Metazoa; Chordata; Actinopteri; Pomacentridae. The record is from RefSeq and is a predicted model, not a curated record.
AGUUUGCCCCUAUUAUGUACACAUUAAUGCUGUCUUUGUUUGUUUGAGUUUAAAAGACAGCUUCAGCUGCCUGGGUUGCACUCUGGUGGGACGCAUCAUGGAGAGAACUGUGGUGCAGCUAACCCUCUUUGGGCUGCUGCUGGCUUUGGCUACCACACUACCAAACAAGGAUGACUGGGACAUCUACAGCUUUCACAUCAACUCUACAGUGACCGAUCGCUAUGCCACCACUGUCAUCACAAGCCGUGUGGCCAAUCGUAUGGAUGAGUCAAAGGAAAUAGAAUUCCACGUUAGGAUUCCAAAGAAUGCCUUCAUCAGUAAAUUCAGAAUGUUUAUAGAUGGCCAGGCAUAUGAUGGUAUUGUGAAAGCUAAGGAGCAGGCUCAGAAGCAGUAUACUGAAGCUGUAUCUCGUGGCCAAAGCGCUGGAAUUGUCAGCUCUGUAGGCAGGACCCUGGAAGAAUUCAAGACUUCUGUCACUGUGGCUGCUCACCAAAAGGUCACCUUUGAACUCACAUAUGAGGAACUGAUGAAACGUACCCUUGGGAAGUAUGAGUUGCAAAUCCAUGCUCGACCGAUGCAGCCUGUCAAAGACUUCAAGGUUGAUGUGCACAUUCAUGAGAAAGCUGGCAUCAGUUUCAUCAAUGUGAAAGGAGGACUAAGCACCAAAGCCCUGGCUAAUGCCAUCACCAAAGAACAAGCAGACAAACAGGCAUGGGUGCAUUUCUAUCCAACAGAGGACCAACAGAAAACGUGUGACAGCUGCGGAGUGGAUGGUAUGAAUGGAGAUCUAGUUAUUGUUUAUGAUGUAAACAGGGACACCACACUGGGAGACAUCAAGAAAUCUGAUGGGUACUUUGUUCAUCACUUUGCUCCAACUGGUCUUUCCCGAAUACCAAAAAAUGUUGUCUUUCUUAUUGAUCAAAGUGGCUCAAUGCAUGGCAGAAAAAUAGAGCAGACACGAAUCGCAUUAAUCCACAUCUUAAAUGACCUGGCUGAAGAUGACUACUUUGGUCUUAUCACUUUUGAUGGUAACAUUAUUCACUGGAAACAAGAACUUGUUCAGGCCAGCAGUGAAAAUGUGGAGAGCGCCAAGAAUUUUGCAAGGACAAUAAGAGAUAGAGGAGCCACAGACAUUAACCAAGCAGUGUUGAAAGGAGCAAGUAUGCUGAAUGCACAUCCAAGAGAAGGUUCAGCAUCUAUCCUUAUACUUCUCACAGAUGGAGAUCCAACCUCAGGCGAGACAAAUAUUGAAGUGAUACAGUCCAAUGUCAGAAGGGCCAUUGCAGAUAAAUUCCCACUCUACUGUCUUGGUUUUGGUUUUGACGUCAAUUUUAAGUUCCUUGAGAAAAUGUCACUACAGAACAAUGGUGUGGCAAGACGAAUUUAUGAAGACUCUGACGCUGAUUUGCAGCUGAAGGGUUUCUAUGAAGAGGUAGCUACUCCUCUGUUGACAGACCUGACACUACUCUAUGCUGGUGGAACCAAUCUUACCCAGACUAACUUCAGCAUGUAUUAUAAUGGCUCUGAGAUCGUGGUGGCUGGUCAGAUCACUGACAAUGACGUGGAAACUCUCACUCCACAAGUUGUGGCCAUUUCGGGGAAUAGAAGGGUAACCUUUUCUGGCACAAACACCUCUGUGGAGUCGACUGGAACGGAGUCUGGUGGCCACAUCCAGAGGGUUUGGGCCUACCUCACAGUUAAACAGCUUCUGGAGAAAGAGCUGCAGUUAUCUGGACCUGAGAAAGAGAAGGUGAAGAAAGAUGCUUUGGAGUUGUCACUUCAGUAUAGCUUUGUGACCCCACUCACAUCCAUGGUGGUCACCAAGCCUCCAGGGGAGAACACAGAUGUGCUUCAUAAACCCAAGGAAGGUGAAGCACCAGAGAGGCAGGCCAAUACCAGGACUCCUCAAUACCAUUUUCGUCUUCACUCAUCUCCGAUACACCAGACACCAGGUUUUGGGGUGAUGCCAAGGGGAGGAGGCUAUGGGAGAGGCUAUGGUGUGGCUGCAGGGGGAGGAGGCUAUGGUGUGGCUGCAGGGGGACCACCUGGCAAUCCUUGGAUUCCAGUGCAGAUGCCAGGGAUGAUACCAGGUUUUGUCAUGGACGUCUAUGAGGGUCGUGCCGGCAGUGGGCAUCAAAAACUAAAACUUAAGAGACCACCUGUUCAGCGUCCUCGUCCUACCUUCGUGUCAACAGCAGCAGCAACUUCUGCCCCUCUUUUGCACAGAUUUUUGCUGAAAUCUGACAGUGCAUCUCCUCCACUAUGCUUUGAUGUCAACGGAGCUGCUCUCCUUAAACUGCUGCACCACCCCAGCAGAGAGCUGUAUGUGAACGGUGAGCUUGACUCAGUAACAAAUGGGGGCUUCAAAAAGAUUGUCGUCCACUUCACUGCUGAUCAGCAUGUUGAAGUUACCACCACAGGAGUCACUGUGCGAGUGGGGCAGAAUGUAACACACCACACUGGACAGGAUCCCAUCGCAGUCGGAAGUAUGACAGUGAUUCGGCGGGACAAGGAAAUCGAUGUUGCAGCUGCAGAUGCUCGCCUGGUCAUUUUAGUUCAUCAGAAGAAUGGCAAAGAAUUGCUUUGGCCAGUUUUGAGACAGAAGCCGUCAGCCACCAACAUGGAGGGAAUUUUAGCUCUAUUGCCAGCAGUUUAUGAGGAGGUGCAGCAAGCUUCCCUCACAAAACUGAAGAUCAAAGACCAGGAGAUUUCUGCCACCAGUGCCACUGCGGUUGACUAUGGUGUUGUGUUUCCUCUGACAAUGAACUGCUGGCUCAUGUCUGCUGAGUCCGCCCUGCAGAGACGCCUGGAUGACUUCUUUGUUGCGCAACUUUAACUGGUGACCAUGUUGAAGAAUUUGAAAAUAUUUCACGCAAAAGAAAAUGAAGGCAAUUAAUACUUAGGAAUUAAGGAAAAUCAGUACCUAAACUUUCAGCUUGUAACUAGCAUUGAGAAAGUAAAGCAUCCUACAUCUUGGAUUGUCUGAUAUGAAGUUAAUUGUUCUGCAGAAAAAACUGAAUUACAUGGCAUCCACUUAUCUUCCAUAAUGAUCUGAACCUUCAGCCACUGGGCAUUGGUUAUCACUUUGCUUUGUAGUAUCUGAUCUGAGAUAUAUGUUGAGAUAUAUGUUGCUUAUUAGAAUAGAUGUGUUUUUUUGCUGAAGGAAGUCAUUUCUGUGAUUAGAUUGGGGAUCAUUAUGUCCAGGUAAAGAUAAUUGUUCUUUGGGGCUCGAAUGAGACUUUGGGUGUCUUAAUGAUAGGGGGUUGUUCUGCAGGGUCUUGUUCCAUGACCAGAUGUCUUUUAAUUAGGAAACAUAUAUUGUGACCUCAUACUUGUCCAAAACAUAUAAAUAUGAUCUCAGAUUGCUGUUCGGGGAGAUUCAUUUGGCCGGAUUCUCCCAGACAGUCUCUCUGUCUGAUCGAUGCUGUUCUUCCUUAUAAUAAACUCAUUAUUAAGCAA